GUUUUCAUUUCCCGGAAGGCUCUAAUGUGAAAAUAGACUUUUUAUUUCUUUGAAAGUAAUAUGAAGUCUUUACUUAAAAUGGAGUUCAGGGAGGUUUAACCUGAAGAUUAUUUCAGUCAUUGGACGAGUUGUAAAUCCGAGUAAAAGGAAAUUAACUUCAUUUUAUGGUACAAUCGAAAAAAGGACUUUUCCAUGGAGAACAUUUCCCUGUCACCUUUGGUCAAGCAAGAAAACGGAGCAAACAGUCCUUCAAUGCUUACAAGGCAAGUCAACGUUCCCCCUAGUGGGCAUCCCUCAGCCCCUAACCAGCUUCCUCUGGCCAGUCCUCCCACUCAGGAAGAUCUGUGGCAUCUACCUGGACGGCUGCGAAUAAACCCAUCACUGUGGGAUAAGGAUGAUGUUGCCCACUGGCUCCACUGGGCUCAGAAGGAGUACUCACUGCGCCGGCCUGAGAAGGGGUGCUUUGAGAUGAAUGGCCGAGCCCUGUGCCUGCUCACAAAGGAAGAUUUCAGACACCGCUGCCCCAGCUCAGGUGAUGUCCUGUAUGAGAUCCUACAGUGUGUAAAACAGCAGAGGAGGAGUGUGGUCUGCAACCCCCCAAAUUCGUCUCCCUCCUUGGCAACCAGACACAUCCAGACCACAGUCGGCCACCAGGUCCCUGCCCAUAAUAUCCAAGAGCCACAAUCUCCCACAGUCCAGGACACUUCAGUUUCCCUUGCUUUCACCACUGCAGUGUCGGCAGCUGUUGUAACGACUGCGAGCAGCCAGACAGAGCCCAUGUCACUACUCAGAGAUCGCCCUUUGAUCAUAUACACUUAUCCUGCUCCUCUCACACAUAGUACUGUAGCUGUCUCUACAUCUCCCCCGAAAAAAGUCCUGUGUCCUCCCCAAACAGGGGUCAUCAUUCAGGAGCCUCUCAACCUGUCUAGCCGGGAGAAGCCUAGGAGCCCAAUGCACAAAGCUAAUGGCCGCAUCCCAGAGUGCCGACUGCUAUGGGACUACGUGUAUCAGCUGUUGUGUGAUGACCGUUACCAAGAAUACAUCCGAUGGGAGGACCAGGACAGUCUGGUGUUCAGGGUGGUUGAUCCCAACGGGCUGGCACGUCUCUGGGGAAACCACAAGAACCGUGACAAUAUGACAUAUGAGAAAAUGUCCCGUGCUUUGCGGCACUACUACAAGCUCAACAUCAUCAAAAAGGAGCGAGGACAGAAACUUCUCUUCAGGUUCCUUAAAACCCCACAGGACAUCAAGAAACAGCAGGCUGACCCUCCAGAGUCCCCAGAACACACUCCUCCUCAGGACAGGGACUUUACAGACAGCAGUCCUGCACAUGAGUUCAUCGAUGACCAUUUUGAGGUUUCCCCUGAUCGUGUUUCUCCACAGCCUCCUCCAACUGGUACUCCAGUCAGAUAGAACAGCAGGAUUAGAUGUCCAAAUAUGGUACAAAAACAAUUAUUACAGGAUAAAAAAGGAGAUCCUGUAUAUCUGUCAUGUGGUUUCAGCUUCAGAAAAUGUACAAAAUGCACAGCUAGGUGUAAUGUCUUUGGCUUUUUGCACUGUGAAAUAGCUUUUUAUUUUGCUGUAAAUCAAUGUAUGUAUUGCUGUGAUCAGAAUGAACACUAAUAUUAAAUGAGAUGCAGCAGAAUGGAGUGAUUGUUUAGCCUGGGUAUACCCAUGCUCUCAUUCGAGCAAGAUUCUACUUCGCUGAGACGCAGUCUGGUGUUAGCCAGGCUUGUGAUUGUUAGUCUUCACAAAAAAAAGUAAGGACACAUUUUUGUGGAAGGUUGAAUCCCAGUUUGUAUAGACAGUUAUUUCACAAAUACUUUCCUAUAUUAGCUCCAAGACGAACUAUUUGUUGCAAAGUGCAAAUUAACCAGUUGGACAUUGUCUAUAGGCUAGUUGUAAUCACACUUUAUCCUGCCAUGUCUGUUGACUAAUCUUAAAUAGUCUGGAGGCUAAUUAUAAGUGUUUUUCAUGUUUUGUAAAAUAAAUAUUUUGUAUGGUA
This is a messenger RNA of Scomber japonicus (chub mackerel), 2005 nucleotides long. It is a transcript of the gene etv7, whose product is annotated as ETS variant transcription factor 7. Gene Ontology annotation, cellular component: nucleus. Gene Ontology annotation, molecular function: sequence-specific DNA binding; DNA-binding transcription factor activity, RNA polymerase II-specific. Gene Ontology annotation, biological process: cell differentiation; regulation of transcription by RNA polymerase II. The record is from RefSeq and is a predicted model, not a curated record. The coding region runs from base 193 to 1413 and encodes 406 amino acids. Lineage: Eukaryota; Metazoa; Chordata; Actinopteri; Scombriformes; Scombridae. The transcript has 9 exons.